Molecule: messenger RNA, 3183 nt
Organism: Equus quagga
Lineage: Eukaryota; Metazoa; Chordata; Mammalia; Perissodactyla; Equidae
Gene: IRF2BPL
Product: interferon regulatory factor 2 binding protein like
Exons: 1
Coding region: 1-2349 (782 amino acids)
Biological process (GO): regulation of transcription by RNA polymerase II
Cellular component (GO): nucleus
Molecular function (GO): transcription corepressor activity
Source: RefSeq, a predicted model, not a curated record
AUGUCGGCGGCGCAGGUGUCCUCGUCCCGGAGACAGUCUUGCUACCUGUGCGACCUGCCCCGCAUGCCCUGGGCCAUGAUCUGGGACUUCUCGGAACCCGUAUGCCGCGGUUGCGUCAACUACGAGGGUGCCGAUCGCAUCGAGUUCGUGAUCGAGACCGCGCGCCAGCUCAAGCGGGCACACGGCUGCUUCCAGGACGGCCGCUCCCCCGGGCCGCCGCCACCCGUCGGGGUCAAGACGGUGGCCCUGUCGGCUAAGGAGGCGGCGGCGGCAGCAGCGGCGGCAGCGGCGGCCGCACAGCAGCAGCAACAGCAGCAGCAGCAACAGCAGCAGCAGCAACAACAGCUCAACCACGUCGAUGGUUCCAGCAAGCCCGCGGUGCUGGCGGCCCCGUCCGGUCUGGAGCGCUAUGGCCUGAGCGCAGCCGCCGCUGCCGCCGCCGCCGCCGUGGAGCAGCGCAGCCGCUUCGAGUACCCGCCACCGCCGGUGAGCCUGGGAAGCAGCAGCCACGCCGCGCGGCUGCCCAACGGCUUGGGGGGCCCCAACGGCUUCCCCAAGCCGACACCGGAGGAGGGACCCCCGGAGCUGAACCGCCAGAGCCCCAACUCGUCUUCAGCUGCGGCGUCGGUGGCGUCUCGGCGCGGGACGCACGGUGGGCUCGUGACAGGGCUGCCCAACCCGGGGGGUGGCGGAGGCCCCCAGCUCACCGUACCCCCCAACCUGCUGCCGCAGACGCUGCUUAACGGCCCGGCCAGCGCCGCCGUGCUGCCCCCACCGCCGCCCCACGGCCUGGGCAGCCGUGGGCCCCCGACGCCGGCACCCCCAGGGGCCCCCGGAGGUCCCGCUUGUCUCGGGGGCGCUCCGGGCGUAUCGGCCGCGUCGUCCUCGGCGUCGUCUUCGACCUCGUCGUCGGUGGCCGAGGUGGGCGUGGGUGCUAGUGGCAAAAGGCCCGGCUCAGUGUCCAGCACCGACCAGGAGCGCGAGCUGAAGGAGAAACAGCGGAACGCCGAGGCCCUGGCCGAGCUGAGCGAGAGCCUGCGCAACCGCGCCGAGGAGUGGGCCAACAAGCCCAAGAUGGUCCGCGACACGCUGCUCACGCUAGCUGGCUGCACGCCCUACGAGGUGCGUUUCAAGAAGGACCACUCGUUGCUGGGCCGCGUCUUCGCCUUCGACGCAGUCUCCAAGCCCGGCAUGGACUACGAAUUGAAGCUGUUCAUUGAGUACCCCACGGGCUCGGGGAACGUGUACUCUAGUGCAUCUGGGGUGGCCAAGCAGAUGUACCAGGACUGUAUGAAGGACUUCGGCCGGGGUCUCUCCUCGGGCUUCAAGUAUCUGGAGUACGAGAAGAAGCACGGCUCCGGGGACUGGCGCCUACUUGGAGACCUGCUGCCCGAGGCCGUGCGCUUCUUCAAGGAGGGCGUGCCCGGCGCCGAUAUGCUGCCCCAGCCCUACCUGGACGCCAGCUGCCCUAUGCUGCCCACGGCGCUGGUGAGUCUAAGCCGCGCCCCCAGCGCACCCCCGGGGACCGGGGCCCUGCCGCCCGCCGCCCCCUCGGGCCGGGGCGCCGCCGCCAGCCUGCGCAAGAGGAAGGCGUCUCCCGAGCCCCCAGACUCGGCCGAGGGCGCGCUGAAGCUGGGCGAGGAGCAGCAGAGGCAGCAGUGGAUGGCGAACCAGAGCGAGGCACUGAAGCUCACCAUGUCAGCAGGGGGCUUUGCGGCGCCGGGUCAUGCGGCCGGCGGUCCGCCCCCGCCGCCGCCUCCACCCCUGGGACCCCAUUCCAACCGGACCACCCCGCCCGAGUCAGCCCCUCAGAAUGGUCCGUCCCCCAUGGCCGCCCUCAUGUCGGUGGCAGACACUCUGGGCACAGCGCACUCUCCCAAGGACGGCAGUUCCGUGCACUCCACCACUGCGUCCGCGCGGCGCAACAGCAGCAGCCCAGUGUCGCCGGCCUCCGUGCCCGGGCAGCGCCGUUUGGCAUCACGGAACGGGGACCUGAAUUUACAGGUGGCGCCCCCGCCGCCUAGCACCCACCCGGGUAUGGACCAAGUGCACCCCCAAAACAUUCCGGAUUCCCCCAUGGCUAACAGCGGGCCCCUCUGCUGUACCAUUUGCCACGAACGUUUGGAGGACACGCAUUUCGUUCAGUGCCCAUCCGUCCCCAGCCACAAAUUCUGCUUCCCUUGCUCUAGAGAGAGCAUCAAGGCCCAGGGGGCCACCGGCGAGGUGUAUUGCCCCAGCGGAGAGAAAUGCCCCCUCGUGGGGUCAAAUGUACCUUGGGCCUUCAUGCAGGGCGAAAUCGCGACGAUCUUAGCUGGGGAUGUUAAAGUGAAAAAGGAGAGAGACCCUUGAAACCAGGAGACAGUCGCCUCCUUUGCCCCAGACCAGCUCUUCUCCAUCCAGAGGGCCCCUCCCCCACCCACAUCGGCCUUCCCUUCCCUGCCCCCAAGAUGUAGAAUUGUGAAUAUUACAAACUGCAAAAAGUUAGUCUUAUGUAUAGACAUUAUUUUCGUCGUAUGUUUCUAUAUUUUGAAACAAAGGUAUGUAACUUCUUCAUUUGAAGGAUAAGCUGGUUUGUGUUAAGCAGUAUAAUAUUGGUUGGGUCAUUUGCAUCAUAUUCGUUAGCAUCUCUUUGGUGGCAGAGUGUUUGCCUAGGUACAGAAUUAAUAGCCCUUAGCAACGACUGCUGCUGGUGUGUAUUUUUGUAAAUGUUAUGCACUCUCUGAAAGGAAAAGGACACACACAAAAGAAAAUGACUUUUUUGUUUUUGGCCAAGGCCAGUGUUGCUGCCUAAAAAAAAAAAAUGAUGCUAUGAAAUGGUGACAGCUUCUUUCUAAACAGCCCCAAGUGUUGAAGUCUUCACUUUAUUUUGUUCUGUUCUGUUUUGUUUUGUUUUUCUGUUUUGUUUGCAAAAUGGUAAGGGGAGGUGUUGGGGGGGUGGGGUGUUUUCUGUUGCAAGUUUGUGAGGGAAGAUGUUUUGGUUUGUUUCUACUGACCUGAAUGUGUUGAAUCUUCACGUGUUGUUUUGUUUUUGCUUUAUCGAUGCACGGAUGCUUUUGAACAGUAGAGCGAAAUGCUAGACAUGGAGAAUCUGCUCUGUUUGUCCUUUAUACAUUUCUGUAGUUAACAGAACACUGUAAUGUGCCUUGGAGCUUAGUAACUUGUAAUAAAUUCAAUUGAUAUUAA